Messenger RNA from Didymodactylos carnosus, 197 nucleotides. Lineage: Eukaryota; Metazoa; Rotifera; Eurotatoria; Philodinida; Philodinidae. The record is from the annotation of a GenBank genome assembly.
AAUAAUGUUAGUUUUACUUUCAGUAUGAUUUAACUGGUGAAACAAAUCGUAAAGGUGACAUGGAUCCAAAGAAGCGUGCACAAGACCUAAUUCAAAAAUUAGAUGUUGGCUCCGAUAAAAAAAUAUCGAAAGAAGAAUUCAUUGCUGGAUGUAAAUCGGAUCCUGUUAUUCGAAAAAUGUUGGCACCCAAUGCUUAA